Molecule: messenger RNA, 1403 nt
Organism: Carlito syrichta (Philippine tarsier)
Lineage: Eukaryota; Metazoa; Chordata; Mammalia; Primates; Tarsiidae
Gene: TTC1
Product: tetratricopeptide repeat domain 1
Exons: 8
Coding region: 71-949 (292 amino acids)
Molecular function (GO): protein binding
Source: RefSeq, a predicted model, not a curated record
CUGUGAGGUUGUGAGUAUCCGGGUGCGUCUGGCGGCUCGCUGUGCUUCAGCAUCGCCUCCCUCACUGAACAUGGGGGAGAAGUCAGAGAACUGUAGGAUUCCAGAGGAUCUGAUCAAUAGUUUGAAGGUUACAGAUACUCAGGAAGCAGAGUGUGCUGGCCCUCCAUUUCCUGAUCCCAAAGGUCAGCAUUCCCAGAGUAAGCUCAGAGAUGAUGAGGCCCAUCCCCAGGAGGACCAGGGAGAAGAGGAGUGUUUUCAUGACUGCAGGGCCUCAUUUGAGGAGGAGGAGGCAGGAGUGGACAAGGUUGAGAACAAACCUAAUGAUGAUGUGAAUUCCUCUGAACUAGAUGAAGAAUACCUCAUAGAACUGGAAAAAAACAUGCCAGUUGAAGAAAAACAGAAAAGAAGAGAGGAGAGCACGAGACUAAAGGAGGAGGGGAAUGAUCAGUUUAAGAAAGGAGAUUAUAUAGAAGCGGAAAGUUCUUAUAGUCGAGCCCUCGAGAUGUGCCCCGCCUGCUUCCAAAAAGACAGGUCUAUACUGUUCUCAAAUAGAGCUGCUGCGAGGAUGAAACAGGACAAGAAUGAGAUGGCCAUCAAGGACUGCAGCAAAGCGAUUCAGUUAAACCCCAGCUAUAUCAGGGCAAUAUUGAGGAGAGCAGAGUUGUACGAGAAAACGGACAAGCUAGAUGAAGCCCUGGAAGAUUAUAAAUCUAUCUUAGAAAAAGAUCCAUCCAUACAUCAAGCAAGAGAAGCCUGUAUGAGAUUACCUAAGCAAAUUGAAGAACGUAAUGAAAGACUAAAAGAAGAGAUGCUAGGUAAACUAAAAGAUCUUGGGAACUUGGUUCUCCGACCUUUUGGGCUCUCCACGGAAAAUUUCCAGAUCAAACAGGAUUCCUCCACCGGCUCCUACUCCAUCAAUUUUGUUCAAAAUCCAAAUAAUAACAGAUAACAAAGAUAACAAUAGCUUUAAAAGCUGACUUGGAAAUUGUGUGCUGCUUGCUGUUAGCAAGGGGAAAGGCCCUGCCAGACUUAAACUUGAAAAGCAACUUAUAAGGACAGGCUGCCCACUAGGGCCUGUGCUCCCUCUGCCCUCUUGUGUUAUAUCAGGGUGAAAUGUACUUCCUGAUGUAAUGAGCCUAACCUGAUACCCAAUUUAAGGCGGUGUCUGUGCGGCUGUUGCCCUGGUUCUGCCUGUCCCUUGUUCAGGAAGAAGCCUGAGCCACACAGACACACAAGCCUCUCCUGACCCAAGCAAACCUGGUGGUUAGGAAACUGCACAGACAUGACAGAUGACAGACUCCCGCCUGCUGUUCCCUCCCCAUCACACACACUCUUGGGGCUGCUGCGUAGCCUCCAGCACUUCCUGAUUUCCUCUAUGGUAAUAAAAGCUUUCUGUGCCGGUC